AUGGGGGAGCUGCGGCCACUCAACAGAUGCUCACAUCUUACUUGUGUUCCCAGGGAUGCCAGAGGAAGGUUUCUGAGUAUGGAUUCAGCUGUCACAGCCAGAGGGACUAAACUCACAACAACAAAUGGAAGUGACCAGGUCUCUUUUAGGAAUUUCACUAUGGAGACUCAGAUCCUGGACUUGUUGGUGAUCAUCACGGCCCUAGUUGGGCUGGCAGGAAACUCUGUGGUACUCUGGCUCCUGGGCUUCCGCAUACAGAGGAAAUCCUUCUCCAUCUACAUUCUCAACCUAGCGGGUGCAGACUUUCUCUUCCUCUGUUUCCAGAUUAUACACUCCCUGAGAAGACUCAUCUCCUCCUCCCCCAUAACUGUAGAGCAGAACUUAAGAUUCCACCUCCACAUCCACAGCUUUUUCACCACUAUGUUUGCCUUCACCUACUUGGCCAGCCUGAGCAUCCUUAGCGCCAUCAGCACUGAGCGCUGUCUGUCUGUCCUGUCCCCCAUCUGGUACCGCAGCCAUCGUCCAAGAAACAUGUCAGUUAUCAUAUGCACCCUGAUCUGGUUCCUGUCUCUACUGCUGAGCACUCUAGAAGGGUCUUACUGUCACACCCAAUCUUGGGAAAACCAAAAAGAAGGAUGUAAGGUAGUAGACUUCAUCACUGCCGCUUGGCUCAUCUCUUUAUUUGUGCUUCUUUCUGGGUGCAGCCUGGCCCUGCUGACCAGACUGUGGUGUGGAUCCCGGCGGGUACCGCUGACCAGGCUGUAUGUGACUGUUGGGCUGUCAGUACUGGUCUUCCUCAACUGUGGUCUGCCCUUAGGCAUCCUCUGGUUCCUCUUAGAAUGGAUUCCUAACUUCUACAUGUCCCACUAUCUCCUCUAUCAGGUUGCAUUUGUCCUGUCCUGUGUCAACAGCUGUGCCAACCCCAUCAUUUACUUCUUCGUUGGAUCCUUUAGACAGUGGCGACAGCAGCAGCAAACUCUCAAGUUGGUGCUAGAGAGGGCUUUGCAGGAUACUCCUGAGGUGGAUAAGAGUGAAGGUGGCUUCCCUCUGGAGACCCAGGGGAUGUCAGGAAGCAGUAAGGUGUCCUGAUUCAGUCUGUGCUUCAGUCACACAGAUGUGACUUUGAGAACCAACGUGUCUCUAUCAGUUUGGAGGUUUCCUUACCUUCUUGCAGCCUCAGAGUCACUGACACUAAGAUGGAUAAGAGAAACCUCCUCCUCCUGAAGAUGGAGUAAGACAGAGCCUGUGAAACAAGUCAGCCUCCCAUGACCUAUCAUGGCCCUAUGUGAGUUUUGAAAAAUUUGGACCUAGCACUGCUUCCAUUUUAAAAAUCCUUCUUCAGCAA
This is a messenger RNA of Erinaceus europaeus (western European hedgehog), 1345 nucleotides long. Its product is annotated as mas-related G-protein coupled receptor member X2-like. The record is from RefSeq and is a predicted model, not a curated record. Gene Ontology annotation, cellular component: membrane. Gene Ontology annotation, biological process: G protein-coupled receptor signaling pathway. Lineage: Eukaryota; Metazoa; Chordata; Mammalia; Eulipotyphla; Erinaceidae. Bases 1 to 1089 code for a protein of 362 amino acids. The transcript is spliced from 2 exons. Gene Ontology annotation, molecular function: G protein-coupled receptor activity.